UUCAACCCGUUAAUGUAUCUCUAAAUAACAAGCGCGUCGCAGAGAACCUUUCAGAAAAAUAGCAAAUGGAAAGCUUUUCGAUUUUUAUUGGUUUUAAAUAAACCGAUUGUAAUAGCAAAAAAAAAGUGAAAGCGAAAUAUUCAUCACGAAAACACAUAAUUGUUUUUAAUUGUAAUGUAUUAAUGAUAUUCAAAUUAGUUCAUUUGGAGAAAUUUUGAAAUUUGUUGGUUUAUUAUUGAUGCUACCGGUAAUACUACAAAUAAAUACAAAAAGUUUUACACACACGUGCAGCCAACAAUUACUUAAUUACUUACAUAGGCAACCGUCAACAUAUUCGACAAGCACGUUAUUAUUGCAAUAUCACAUGGAUGUGCGUUUAGAUGGGAAUCUAUUGGAAGUAAAUUAAAAUAGAGGAAACGCUUUCUUUCGACGCUGAAACCCACGCUAUGUUUGAUAUUGUUUUGUUUACUGUCAUAGAGCUAGUGUAGUCGACAACGGAAUCAGCCUUCUGCUUUCAUCGAUCUCUCUGUCCCACUUCUCAGAGUGCUCAGUUUCAAAUAAGGUACAAAUAAGUCACAUGCUAUUUAUCUAUGUAAGCCACAACAUAAGUGAUCUUAGAUGGGUAGGACAAGAGAAGUAAACCAUCCCCGAAGAAUUGUUUUCAUUUUAGACCUAAUAGUUGAAUUUAUAGCAGUGCUGUCAGCGAUAGUACUUUGUCAAAAUGUCAACACCGUAUAGCUUCUAAAUAUAUAGAAAGCAAUAAGAUAGUACUCCAGACACUUGAAGCAAACAUCAAAAUUUGUUGGUAGUGAUAUUCAAUAUAUACAUGUGUGAGUUAUUUAAAAACCCGCUUUCAACAAAUAGCACAUUUUAAAUGUGGCUUCCAACGAACAAGACUGCAAAGAAGUGCAUGAACUUCGCUGUAUUUACAGUUCCUAUAAUGGCCUCUAUGGUCAAGCCACCUCAAAACAAAUCGUAAUGGUUCUAUCUGGAUUCUACCCAUAGCUCCUUAGAUCUUAGCUCUAACGUCUUCUAGUGAAAAUCUAGUUAUUUUUACAAUAACCGUUUAGUUUCAGGUUAGUUCAGCGCGCUGGCGAAUCUCUACGAAUUUUCUAUUUAAGGUUGCGCAAAAUAUAUUUUCAGUGAUCGGCACGGAAGAUAAAAUCUUAUAGUAUAGUUUAAGUGUGUUCUAUCUGUCGUUUCACUCACCAAUUCCGCAUCUCAGCUUGGAAGCAAAUAAACAAAACGCGAAUUACCAAAUUUGUUUGGGUUGAUGUUAUUGGCGUCAAUUAGCCUAUUUUUUACUUAAAUUGAGGAAAUUAGAAAUUUGCAGCAACUGGUCUCUGUACAAAUAUGGCCACUUUGGAAGACAAAAUUUUGGGUGGCAAACUGCAUAACUAUUGUAGCAGUAGUGAGGAAAGUGAUAACGAUGAUUCUGGAGAUGAUUUUCAGCCUAAAGCUCCCGUUGAAAAUCCCGGAUCACCUCCGGAAGUAAAUAAAUGGGAGGGAACUUCGAGUAACACUGGUCCCAAGGGUGUUAUUGAGGAUUGGAGGAAAUUCAAACAACUGGAAAACGAAAAAAAAGAGGAAAGUCAAAGAGAGAUGAUUGAAUUGGCAAAGAAGUUGACUAUGACUGUAAGGACAAGUCUGGAAGAAGAAAGGGAAAAAGCAGCCCUGGAAGACCCAGAAUUGGCAGAAUUCUUGAAUGAUGAAUUUUUAUUGACUUACCAGAAGCAGAGAAUGAGAGAAAUGCUGGACCAAACAAAUCAUAAAAUUAAAUUUGGUGAAGUAAAACAUUUAAGAGACGGGGGAGAAUAUUUAAACGCGGUUGACAAAGAGGAGAAAUCUGUGACAAUUAUAAUACACAUUUUUGAUGAAAAUUUAGAGGCUUGCAGAACAAUGAACCAGUGUUUGAAUUAUUUGUGCAAGAUAUAUGACAGCGUUAAAUUUUGCACAAUAGAAGCACAGAUGGCGGGAGUAAGUCGCAGUUUCAAAGUUGAUGGGGUUCCUGCACUUUUGGUGUAUAAAGGGGGCCAUCUAAUUGGCAACUUUGUAAGAUUGUCUGAUGAUUUGGGCAGUGAAUUUCAACCUGAAGAUGUACAGGGCUUUCUCGUAGAACAUGGAUUGCUUGAAGAUAAGAGCUGCACACCUUUGCUUAUAAAAAACUCCACCGCGGAUAGCGAUAGCGAUUAGGUGGUGAAUGUGACUACUUGACUUUUAAAAAUAAUUCCUAAAUGAAGGCCUAAUAUAUACUCCUUGGUGCUAUCUGUGUACAGUGAUACCGUCUAAAAAAGAAAAAGUACUUCAUCCUUUUUUUAAGAGGCUAAAGCAUUUAUUGAUUUUUGUAUUUCCCAGAUCUCUUGAGAAUUCAACAUAAUAUUAAUGAUGCAAUGGUAUUAGUUUAUUGUGUGUUGGUCCCUAAUAGCAAAGUGGGUUGUUUUUUUUUUUUUUUUUUUUCAUAAAUUGUCUCAUAGGGCUACCUAACAUUUUCAGUACUUUCAGAAUUAUGUCUGGUAAAAAAACUGAUUCUAGAGUUUUUGAAGAAAAAAAUAUUUUGAACACAUAUAAAAAAUUAUUUUCAAUUGCUCCAGAAAUCAUUCCUGUGAUGUAAUUUAUGGAUUUAUCUUAUUAAAAUUUAAUUUAGUCUUAACUGAUCGACCAAAGUCAACCUCUAAUAAUUACAACAAAAUGCUGUGUUUUAUAUAUGACUAAAAAUUGUAAUUUGAUAAGAUUUGUACCUAUACCUAUCCAGUAUCUGUGACUUGUAUUCCUAGAAAACACUCUUUAUGUCACAUGGUGCCUUUUAUUUCUCCUAGUUCCUAUUAUUUAUUAAUUUGCGUCGUUUGCUAAUUAGUUUCGCUACGUACUGAUAUCACAAAUUUGAUCUCUUUCUAUUUUGUAAGAACUAAAAAAUAUUGAAAACUAAUGCUUGACAAGCAAAUUUUAUUGCAUGGUAAUAUAACCAAUAACCG
This is a messenger RNA of Cylas formicarius (sweet potato weevil), 2972 nucleotides long. Its product is annotated as phosducin-like protein. The transcript is spliced from 3 exons. NCBI's taxonomy places the organism in Eukaryota, Metazoa, Arthropoda, Insecta, Coleoptera, Brentidae. The coding region runs from base 1354 to 2193 and encodes 279 amino acids. Gene Ontology annotation, biological process: regulation of G protein-coupled receptor signaling pathway. The record is from RefSeq and is a predicted model, not a curated record.